AAGUGCCAAACACUUGGCAACCAUUCAGACAUUCAGACAUUCAGCCAGCAGCUCUUCUUCUUCAGCAGCUCUUCUUAAUUUAAUAGGCAGUCUCUCCUGAGGAACCAGCACUUCUCUCCUUUAUUUCUCCUCUAGUUUAGGAAAUCUUCUAACUCUAGAGAAAAUGGCCAACGGAGGGAUGCAGCUUCUGGGCUUUUCUCUGGCUUUUUUAGGAUUUAUAGGUUUAAUAAUCUCCACGACCAUGACUGAGUGGAAGAUGUCUUCAUACGCCGGGGACAACAUCAUCACGGCUCAGGCCCUGUAUGAAGGACUGUGGCAGACCUGUGUGUACCAGAGUACUGGACAAGUGCAGUGUAAAGUCUUCGACUCCCUGCUGCAGCUACCUCUUCAGGUUCAGGCUGCUCGAGGGUUCAUUAUUACAGGGAUCUUGCUCUGCUUCAUGGCCGUCAUGGUGGCGGCUGUGGGUAUGAAGUGCACCACCUGCCUGUCCGACAACAUGGAGGUUAAAAACAAGGUGGCGGUGGCUGGAGGGGUGGUCUUCAUCAUUGCAGGUGUCUGUGCUUUUGUUGCCACUAUUUGGUACGGAGACAACAUCAGACGCCAGUUCUUCGACCCCUUCACCCCAACUAACUCAAAGUAUGAGUUCGGGAAGGCGCUGUAUAUCGGCUGGGGGGCGUCGGCGCUGACCGUUAUCGGGGGGAGUCUGCUGUGCUGUAACUGUGGAAGUAAAGGGUCUUCUUCAAAUGCAGGAGCGCCAAAAUACCCAGCGGCUCGACCCAAUCCCAACCAGCCCAGCCAACCCGGCUACGUCUAACCAUUACUGAGCAGUGAAAAACUGCAAACACUGCAAAAAACUUUAACACAUAAAACCUCUUAAAUAUAGCAUAGAUAUCAAAUAUUUCACAUUUAAUAUAAGUUAGGUUAUAAAAAUAACUUAGGGUCCUAUUUUACACUUUGCACAAGGUGUGUCGUAAUGUUCAUUGUUAUCUUACACCCCACCAACAGUAUAUUUUUAAGCCUUCUACCUGCGGCGUUUAAAUAGUUACAGUGCUUGUGAAUAUAUCCACACUGAUGGGUGUGGUGUUCUGGAAAUGAGGCGUGGUCAGGUAAAUUUCUGGUUUAUUGCUAUCUUGGCAACGGAAAACACUGGUCAACAGUCAGACGUUCAUUGCUAUCUUGGCAACACAGGGGCCAAACACAUAAUAAAUAAAUAAUAGAAAAUAAAAUAACAUUGCUGUUCCUGUAAAUGACCUGCUGGCGCACCUUUUCCUCUGCUGAGAAACACAAAAGCGCUGCACUGUUAAAAUAGCAAUCCGCCAAAGUGUGACUAAAGCACAGCCCAUGAUUAAUUAGAGAGUAAAAGAGAAUAAUUAAAUGCCUUUUGCGCAUUUCGAGCCAUGCAAAGGUGUACUUUUCCUGCCUAUAGAUCAUUUAAAUAAGCCCCUUGAUCUGCCAAAAGUCUGUUUAUCAUCUUUCUAUUAGCAGAUAAUUUGGCUUAAUUCAAAUUUGUGAAUUUGUGAAUUUGUCAAAAAAGCAUGCUUAAAACAGAGACUUUUAUUAGAUUAAGUUACUAAAAACAAUGAAAAAGGUAUUAAAUACUUAACUUACUACUUACUUAAUUCAGGAAAUAUAGGUUUUCUUAAGAAAUCAUGUUUAAAACAGAGACUUUUAGUGGAUCAAGUUACUUAAAACAAUGAAAAACUUGCUUUAAAAUAAGUUGAAUAUUUUUAUACAAUUCUGACAACAAUACAAAAGUGAGAAAGGUCAGAUAUUUAGAUAUUUAAACUAGAUUAAGAGGAUUUAAUGUAAAGCUAAGAUGCUAAAUGUGUUGCAGUGUAUAUCCUCAGGAAACGAGCUGAGCAGGACCUGGAUGAGCAGAAGCACGGUGGUUUGUUUUAAUGUGAUUUAAUGUGAGGAUGUUUCUAUAUAUAUAUAUAUAUAUAUCUUUAUAUUCUGAAUUGUUUAAUGAAUUAAAUGCACUGUGUGGCUUUUUUUCUUUAUAUGUUAAUGUUUUUAUUUUUGUUUCUGUAACAAAAGUCUUACAACUCUUUAUCUUAGCUUUAGUUUGUUUGUUAAAAUGAUAUUUCUAUUGGUCUUGAAGCUUGAAGAUGCUUUACUUUUAGGGAAACAGGAACUGCUUGGCAACUUGUGGGCACCAGAUAUCAAACCCAUCACUAACUGUAACAUAUUCAUUAUUUCAAUAAUGUAACCUUAACUUGUAACCCUUAUGGUGAGUUGGCUGGGCUUAGAAUCACACAUACAGAUGCUGUAAAUUUUCUUUUUAGCAUAUUUUACUUUAUUCUAGCAUUUUGUUACAAUUACAGACUGAAUUUUAUGAACAGGAUAAUAGAUAAGAAUGUUUGGUCCCUCUUUAUAAUAAGUGUGUGUAAUAACUGUGUAGUUACACAUUAACAAGCAUGUAAUAACUGUGUAACUACUGAUUAAGUACACACUGUUUUUAAUAAUCAUUAAACAGUCUCAUCCCUUAAUUACAUACCAAACAAGGGCUAUUGAAGAGAUAUCUGUGUAAAACAACGUACAUAAAUAUCUAUAUUAAAACUAAAAGGUAAAUCCACAGCUGUUUUCUUUAUAUAUUUCUUGACUGUUUAUAGUGUUGUGUUAGUUGUUUAUUUGGAAGUUUAUUAAGGGUUUCCAGUUCUGCUGUUUGUUAUUUGGUGUUUUUAGUUAUUUACAGAAUGCUGGAUGUGUUGUUCUCUAUCUGAAAUUAAAUAAACGUUGGUUUUGUAAGAUUCA
Molecule: messenger RNA, 2754 nt
Organism: Astyanax mexicanus (Mexican tetra)
Lineage: Eukaryota; Metazoa; Chordata; Actinopteri; Characiformes; Acestrorhamphidae
Gene: cldn1
Product: claudin 1
Exons: 4
Coding region: 164-814 (216 amino acids)
Biological process (GO): cell adhesion; bicellular tight junction assembly
Cellular component (GO): plasma membrane; bicellular tight junction
Molecular function (GO): structural molecule activity
Source: RefSeq, a predicted model, not a curated record